CCCGUAGGAAACGUCAUCAGCGUCUCAAUACCCAACAUGGCGGACUUUGAUACCAUUUAUGAGUUGGAAGACGAAGACGAUGAGCACGUAGUAAACGAUGAGCACUUGCCCAGAUACUGUCCGGAGCCCGUGGUCAUGCGAGGGGCAGGCCACAUCACAGUGUUUGGACUGAGCAACAGAUUUGACACAGAAUUCCCCUCUGUUCUCACGGGAAAGGUUGCGCCUGAGGAAUUCAAAACCAGCAUCAGCAGGGUGAAUGCCUGUCUGAAGAAGAACUUGCCAGUGAAUGUGAAGUGGCUUCUCUGCGGCUGCCUGUGUUGUUGCUGUACAGUAGGCUGCAGUCUGUGGCCAGUUAUCUGCCUAAACAAGAGAACGAGACGUUCCAUUCACAAGCUGUUAGAGUGGGAAAAUAACCGAUUAUACCACAAGUUGGGCCUGCACUGGAAACUAAGUAAAAGAAAAUGUGAAAGCAGUAAUAUGAUGGAAUAUAUUUCCCUUCUUGGACCUUCUUGGACCAGAAGAAGAAUCACUGGAUCAACAAACUAACAGAAAACGUAUAUUACGAUAUAACAUGACCUCAUCAAACUCUGUCAUCUUCAGACUAAAUCUAAAUAUUACUUCUUCCAUUUCCCAACAAUCUUUUCCUCACUAUAACCCAAAGUGUCAAAUCACAACCAUCAAAACGUUCAGUAACACUUAAAUCACUGCGAGCAGAUAUUAUAGUGCAAGAUUGAACAGUUUGGAUACAGCAAAUAAGAUACGCUUUAAAUAAAAAAAUGGACUGAUAUAUUCAGAGUCAACGAUUGUGCAACUUGCCAGAUACAUUUAAUCCAUCAAUCAAACUUUAUUUGUAUAGCAUUCAUGACAAUUCAUGACGAAUGUUAUCUCAAGACACUUUACAAAAAGAGCAGCUCUGGACCGUUAUCUUCAUUGUUUUAUUGACAGAGACCCCACAUUAAUCCACUUUGAACACAGCACUUUGCAAUUCAGUUCAUGCAAAACGUUUGAUUCUUUAUGUACAGUCAUUGAUAACAUAAUUAGUUUGGCUAACUGUUGCAAAUUUAUUUUAUAUUCACAAGAGACAAAAUACUGAAAAAGCAACACUGUAUCAAUGUAUAGAAAAUAACAUAUUUCACUAACAUUUGCAGCAGUGUUACAGCACAUUUUUGUUUCCCAUCAACAUCACGAGGAAAUGUUGUGAAUUAAUGCUAAGUUGUUCUAAAAAUAAUUGUCUUGUUUUUCUCUCUGCAGGUGAUUCUUAUAGAAUUCUUACCCAAAUAUCCUAUAUUCAGACCGGACUGAGGAGGCUGUUAGAGAAUGAAUGUGUGGCCCUUGAAUCUUCUCCUUAGUGCCUUGUAUAUAAAGUAUGUCGGAAUAAGGGUCUGCACUGGUGUCUGUUGUGAUGACCCCCCCUUACAUCUCCCAAUUUCUUGUACAUUAGAAUUUGCGACAGUGUCACUUUGCUUUAGAGCAGAUUUUGCACAUUUUCCCGACAGAACUCAACAUGUCCCCUUCGUUGCACUUGGAUGUGUUUUUUUUGUUACAUGUGGCAAACAAGUGAAACUCUCGAAAAAGUGCAUUUACCCCAAAGAACCAUCGACCUGUAUCCCAUCUGUUAGUUCAGUUAUCCCUUGCAAAGAAUGUGAUGCCUCCACCUUCCUUAACUAAUCCUUGCCUUAUGUAUGAUUUUUGAACUCUGCGUGUGAAAGGAGGACGUAGGCAUUGAGAAAUUCAACGAGUCUGUACGCUUCAAUGCUGUUUGUUGGGUUUGAAUCCAGUUCUUUGCGAGUAGAUGGGAUGGUUGAGAUUGCCUAGCGUACAGUGUACGUGUUCACCCUGUGUGUUUUCUUGACAUGUGACCCUCUCUGUACAUGGGAACUAGCUAGUAAAAGAACUUGACGUGUAAAUACCAUGUUAGGAUAAGCUGUACAGUGGUAUACCAUUGUUUACAUAAAGUUACUUAGCUCUUUAGUUUUUUUUUGCCAAUAUAUAUUGCUGUACCAUAGUUUUGAUUAAUGAAAGAUGUCUAUGUACCUUUCUAGUUAAUAUGGACCUGUUUACCUUGUAAGCCAUAUAGUUACAAUGUACAUGAUGCCAGAGUCAGGACUGAUGAUUGCACUUCAGUGAAAGUCAGAAUCUCCGAUGAUCCUGAAGAUUCAUCCAGUGACAACAGAAGUGCAUGUUUCCAUGUGAUGUUUGCCAAUAAAGAUGACAUGAAAUCACUGUCAUCUGUUCAAACUGGAGAUGUAUAAAUCUCUGAUGUGCAGUUGGAAGAUUAAAAAGAACUGUCGUUAUCUAUCUUAUCAUUUUAUCCAAACCUUGCAUUCAUUUUUUUUAUAGUUUUGUACUCUCCCUGUGCUGUGUUUGGUCCUCCUGAUGUGUUAUGAAGCACAUGAAUCAACAGUACAUAGGGUAUUAUGAGCAGAUUGUCUGUUAGUAUUAUUUCCCUGAAUCUUUGUCAACAGAUUGCUGCAUUGCGUUGUGUUAGAGUGCCUCUGGAGUAAUCGGUGAAUCACGGAGAAGUACAGGAUGAAAUCCUUGUACAAAGGAGAGGUUAAAUCCUCCUCCCAGUAUUGUCCCUGUUACAAUUCUUGUAAAUGUUUGUCCUCAUCCCUAUUGGGAGAAAAUAAAUUGAUCAUUUAAUUUUUUUCCUGCUG
Labrus bergylta (ballan wrasse) is the source of this 2657-nucleotide messenger RNA. Lineage: Eukaryota; Metazoa; Chordata; Actinopteri; Labriformes; Labridae. The record is from RefSeq and is a predicted model, not a curated record.